AUGGGGGACAGCACGGGCUCCUCUGCCGAGCAUGCUGCCGAUGAGGUAUUGGGGAGAGAUGUUUGUUUUCCAGCCAUACUCGAGAUGCAGGAAGGACAAGAGCAGAACAGAGACCAUCGGCCAACAUCUCUUGGAAUGGCACCAAAAAGACGAGGAAAGAAGGCAGACUUGAAGAAAGUGUUUCCCGAGGAUUACGAAGGAGCUCCAGCAGCAGAGUCGAGCGCCUCGGCAGCAAAGGGAAGCUGGGGUGAGAGUACUCAUCAAUGUCAAGAGGUUUUUGCUGAUGACACGCUAGAUUACUGCGAUGAUGAUGGGUCUGACAACGAUGAAGCUCCCAAGAACAGAUCUGAGGAUGAAUACCACGAUCCCGCCUACGAUGAACUAGUCAACAAGCUGGAUCUUCCCAAUAGUACGCGGCCUUCAGCAGCACUAUUCCUCAUCACUGACAAUCGGCAGUCGAAGAUCUGUUACCCCAGAGCCAAACCUCACCACUCAGGUUCUGCCUCGGACGCCCCAGCGGCAGGGACCCCAUCGGCAGCUGCAAUUCAAGCUCAUGCAGUCGAUGGUGGCGAUGACGCCGACAAUGGCAAGAAGGAGAUAUCGCUGGGUGGCUCGGCAGAUGAUGAGGAGAACCAAGUGGAUGAACAAGAUGACACUGCGCCCAUUUCUGUCAUGGAUCUUGAUUUUGGCUGUGAGUCCACCCCCACGUUCGGCAUCAGCAGGACUCUGACAUACACAGCGUCGGAGGAGGAUGAGGGUGAAGAUGACGACAACCAGGAUGAGGAAGAUGACGACAACCAUCCUUUGGCUGAUCGCGACCCAUCGAACAUAUUGGAUUUGAUCGGCAGCGACGGUAACGGCAGCGAUGGUGGCAACGGCAGCGACAACGAACACGAUGUUGACAUGGGCGCAGCAGCGCAAGGAGUACAGAGCACCAUGAACCAAGUGCAAGAGCAGACCACCGCAAACGCUGCUCACAGUAUGUCAGAACAACUCCUGUCCCGGACCCAACAUCAACAUGACGCGCCAUACGUCAACGGCAACGGGACAUUUAAAGGUGCACAGCAGGGCGCUCCGUGGGUCGGCUUCACCAGAGAGCGUAUUGACGUGCUGAACCUCAUAAUCCGCAACGUUGGUGGGCAUCCAGCGGCCAAUCCAAAUGCUUACGAGAUCCCUCCUGGUGGAGUGCCAGUCCUGCCCUCUGAUGAAGAGGCUGCUGAGCCCAACGCCUCCGGCAGCCCACCCGAUCCAGCGGCAGGCUACACCAGGUGGAGCUGCCCCUCGUGGGUUCCCACGGGGUGGCCCCGCCCACCCCUCGUUGACGCGAUCCGUCCUAACGAUGUGACUACUCCAGAAUUUUGCGUGUUGAUCCUGGAACUCCUCUUGUCCCAGCCCAAGGAGUCGCAGGCAGCCUUUUUAUUGGACAUGAUCGUGAGACAUGUCUGCGACCGCCUCAUGACCAGGCAUCAUGAGCACGCCGAGUCGGCAAUGCUCGAGAUCCUGUCCACCCUUGAGCGCUCCCGGGAACUGCUAUGGACCAUGUUUCCUGUGUUCUGGGCGCAGAACUGGGGCGGGUGGGACACGGAGACGUUGGCGAAUGCCACCCGAGGCCUAGACCUCAUGGGCCAUCUUGAUGCCGUGACCCGCGGCACGCGCAACAUGCACAUCGAGAAGGAGGACGCAGGGGAGGGCAAGGGCAAGGGCAAAGGCAAGCCCCGCAACUAG
Coniophora puteana RWD-64-598 SS2 is the source of this 1725-nucleotide messenger RNA. RefSeq lists its product as uncharacterized. Lineage: Eukaryota; Fungi; Basidiomycota; Agaricomycetes; Boletales; Coniophoraceae. The record is from RefSeq and is a predicted model, not a curated record. The transcript has 7 exons. Bases 1 to 1725 code for a protein of 574 amino acids.